AUGGAGAAGCCGAGGAAGCAAAAGCAACGGCGGUCAGGCACCGUCGGGAGGCGCCUGUGGUCUCGGCUCACGCGGCGCUGGAGACUGCUGGGUCUGUUCGAGAUCGAUGAGGAGCAUGAGUUUUACAACCUGACUGUCAUGAUGAAAGAGGGCCUCUCCGCGAUGUUGGAGCCCACUAUCGACCAGCCGGAACAGGAUGAGCUGACAGCAGAUGACUAUACCAAGGAAGAGAGUCAGGUGCAUGAGGGGUUUGAGCUGCAGACGUAUGCGGGUCCUGUGUUCGCCAGUCUCCGGCGGUCCCUGGACAUCAGUGAGGGUGCCUACCAGACCUCCCUCUCCUCCGACUGCUACCUGCAGUUCAUUAGCAACUCCAAGAGCAAGGCUGACUUCUUCCUCACGAAUGAUAAAUGCUACUUCCUGAAGACCCAGAGUAAACGAGAAGCGAACUUCCUCCUGUCCAACCUGAAGGGAUACAUGGAGCAUCUGGAGAAGUAUCCCCACUCUCUGAUGGUGCGCUUCCUUGGUGUGCACCGGAUCAUUAUUCAUGGAGACAUAAAGAGGGAAGGGCCAUGUCUGGAUGCCGUUAUCUUAUUAUCUAUUUAUGUUAUCUUUUAUGUUAUCUGUCAGAAAUACUUCAUCGUGAUGCAGAGCGUGUUCUACCCUGAUGAGAGGAUCACAACCAGAUAUGACGUAAAGGGCUGUGAGGUGGGCCGGUGGGCUAACCCCUCCCCCAAAGACGAGCAGCCCAUUACGGUGCUGAAGGACAUGAACUUUGAGGGGCAACACAUCAACCUGGGUGAGCAGCGGUCCUGGUUGGUCCGUCAGGUGCAGAUUGACACUGAGUUCCUGCACAGUCUGAAUGUUCUGGACUACAGCAUCCUGUUGGCCCACCAGCCUCUGCACAUGGACGAGAUCGACCAGAACCACGACCUGGCAACCCUGGUCCUCCGCACCACCGCGUACGUCCACCGUGUGUCUUAUUGUGUUCAGAUCUGUGGAUAUAGAGAAGUGACCCUACUAAUCCAUAUGUUUAGAUCUGUGGAUAUAGAGAGUGAUCUCACGGAGCAGGAGCCUCCAAAAGUUCCCGUGACGUUGGGGGAGGAGGACUCCGCCCUGCUGAAGUCGGACCCAUCAGGCAGUCCAACCACAGCAGUGGAUCCUGGAACCGGGAUUCCUCUACAGGAACUUCCUCACCGACACUCCGCAGAACUCCAGGAGUUCCAGGUCCAGAAUCGCAGGCUCCUGCCGGAGUUCAAGAACCCGGUGCACGUCGUCGACGGUCCGGAGCUGCGGUACUUUGUGGGCGUGGUGGACAUUUUCACGGUGUACGGACUCAAGAAGCGUCUGGAGAACCUGUGGAAGAGGAUUCGGUUCCCAGGCAGGGCGUUCUCCACGGUCAGCCCACCGGCGUACUCACAUCGGUUCUGCCAGUGGGUACAGAACCACACUAAAUAGCCAAGAAGAGGACGGGAAAGGGCAAAGGGCACAGGAAAGGGAGUAUGAUGCGAAUAUUGCGAAAUUGAUAGAAAUAUUGGUGGAUGGAUUUAUAGAUAAAUAGGAAGAUAGGAAGAUAGAUACGUAGAUAGAUAGAUAGACAGAUAGAUAGAUAGAUAGAUAGAUGGAUAGAUAGAUAGGUGAACAGAUAGAAAAAGACACACUGCAAUACGUACUGUACACUUCCCUGGCAUAAUCAUGCAGUGUCACGGUUAUAUUAUAUCUAUUUCAUAAUAUCAUGUAGUGUCAUAGUUAUAUCAUAUCUAUAUCAUGAUAGCAUGUAGUGUCAUAGAUAUAUUAUAUCUAUAUCAUGAUAUCAUAUCAUCUAUAUCAUCAUAUUUAUAUCAGGAUAUCAUGAAAAAAACAUGAGUGAGAUAUCGUCUUACAGACACAUGGACAGAUAUGGAUGGAUACACUUUUCUCUGUGCUCUUCUCAGGGUUGGAUGGUUGGCUGAGGAACAGGAAUGCCCUUAGCUGUCAUGUGAAACAGCAAUAGAAUAUGUUAGCUACCACAAUGCAUGUUUACAAUUUUUAUAUUGCAUUUCUGUGUGGAGAAACCAUUCUGAACUGCAAACAGAUAUGCACUCUGAUGCGGUGCUGGUCUCCAUAAAUAAUGUUAUUCUUACUUAUUGUUUUUACUGAUGAAAUAUUUUGAUACAAUAUGUGUUGAUUAUAUACUGUAAUUUUAUUGAAAUCAAUUUCCAUAUUUUAGUAUUUAGAUUAUACAUAUACAAAGUAAUGCAAACUUUUGUUGUAAUUUUGAUGAUUAUAAAUAGUGUCUCAGGACACAUAAUAAAAAAUGAAAUAAAUGCCUUAUCUCGAGAAAACAAAAGGCUGAUUUCAAUCAUAAUAUUUAUGGGAAACUUGAAAAUGAGUGUGUGGUUCAUUUGAUCAAAACUCAUUUCGCU
Messenger RNA from Clupea harengus (Atlantic herring), 2402 nucleotides. Its product is annotated as phosphatidylinositol 4-phosphate 5-kinase-like protein 1. Gene Ontology annotation, biological process: phosphatidylinositol phosphate biosynthetic process. NCBI's taxonomy places the organism in Eukaryota, Metazoa, Chordata, Actinopteri, Clupeiformes, Clupeidae. Gene Ontology annotation, cellular component: plasma membrane. Gene Ontology annotation, molecular function: 1-phosphatidylinositol-4-phosphate 5-kinase activity. The transcript is spliced from 9 exons. The record is from RefSeq and is a predicted model, not a curated record. The coding region runs from base 1 to 1455 and encodes 484 amino acids.